This is a messenger RNA of Salvia splendens (bonfire salvia), 762 nucleotides long. Its product is annotated as acyl-coenzyme A thioesterase 13-like. The record is from RefSeq and is a predicted model, not a curated record. Bases 155 to 613 code for a protein of 152 amino acids. The transcript has 3 exons. NCBI's taxonomy places the organism in Eukaryota, Viridiplantae, Streptophyta, Magnoliopsida, Lamiales, Lamiaceae. Gene Ontology annotation, molecular function: fatty acyl-CoA hydrolase activity.
UUUUAGCGGUGUUGAACAGUUUGAGUUGUUGUACUGCUAAAUUAAAAUUAAAAAAGGUUGAUGUCAUGGAAUUGUAAAUUUAUAUUGAUGUGAUCCUAGCUGUAGCAGGCAUCAUAGUAGUAAAAUUGAAUUUGAAAGUUAGUCGCCGGAAAUUAUGGAUUACGAAACGGUGAAGAAGUUCGUGGAGAAAGAGGGCGGACCCUACGAAUUCACGGUGGAUUCGAUGCCGGAGAGGUUCAUAGAGCCAAUGGUGAUGCAGGGCAUGAAAAUCGAUCAAAUCGAACGCGGCCGAAUCGUGUGCUCCUUCACUGUUCCUCCUCGCCUUAACACUGGGAAUACCUUGCACGGCGGAGCCACGGCUGCGCUGGUUGACAUCGUCGGAUCGGCUGUUAUUUACACGGUGGGGGCUCAGACCACCGGCGUCUCCGUCGAAAUUAAUGUUUCCUAUUUGAAAGGCGCUACUGUUGGGGAGGAAGUUGAGAUUGAGAGCAAGGCAUUGCGUGUGGGAAAGGCGAUGGCUGUAGCAAGUGUCGAUUUGAAAAGUAAGAAGACCGGAAAACUUAUAGCUCAAGGGCGCCACACAAAGUAUCUGGUUCUCCCUAGUAAAAUAUGAAAGAUUGCAAUUGCACUGUUUCAUGUUGCUACUUGGCUCUGUUAUAAUUUGAUAUUGAUCCUGUCCUAUAGGCUGAUUAUUGUCAAUUACUAUUAUCUUUCAUUAUCUUUACAUUAAGCAUAUAUUAUGAAUAAAUUCUUGGUUGUUUA